Lactuca virosa is the source of this 1497-nucleotide messenger RNA. Lineage: Eukaryota; Viridiplantae; Streptophyta; Magnoliopsida; Asterales; Asteraceae. The record is from the annotation of a GenBank genome assembly.
AUGGAUAUCAUAUCAUUCUUCCCUUCAUGGAUUCUUCCAACAACAUUACUUCUCUUCUUUACUUCCAUCUUCAUGUAUGCUCUUCGUAGGAGGAGCUCAUCCAACAAGCUUCCCCCAGGCCCUAAGAGGCUUCCAAUAAUAGGGAACCUUCACCAAGUGUUGGGUAAAGAGGGUGUCCAUCAAACCCUAUGGAACCUCUCCCAGACAUACGGCCCAGCUAUGCUUCUUCAUUUUGGAGCCCAACCAUUCCUCGUCAUUUCCUCUAGUGAAAUGGCUACUGAAGUCUUAAAAACUCAUGAUGAGAAGCUGUGUACGCGUCCGUACUCUAAGGCUACCAAGCUACUGUCAUUUAACUACAUGGACGUUGCCUUCGCACCACACAAUGAUCAUUGGAGAGACAUGCGCAAGGUUUUGGUAUCUGAGUUCUUGGGUGCCAAAAGGAUUAGAUUAUAUAAAAACGUGAUGGAGAUUAAGAUGGAGGCUCUCAUUCGUUCUAUCUCAUCACAUUCCUUAAACACUACAGUAAACCUAGAAGAUAUCCUCUUAUCUCUAGUAUAUGAUGUCGUGGGUAAGGUUGCAUUCGGUAACAGCUAUAGGGGAAAGACUUUUAAUGGUAGAACAUUGAAAGAUAUAGUCGAGGAGGUACAAGUCAUGGGUGGUGCUUCAUUUUCGUUUAUUUUUCCAACAUUUGGUUGGAUUUUAGACGAAUUAACAGGGUGGAAUCGCAGGCUAGAGAAAUGUUAUAGUGAUUUUGAUGGCUUUCUCCAGAUGGUUCUUGAUGAUCAUCAUGACACAAAAACAAGUGGUCAUGUAAAUGAUUUUGUUGAUGACUGUAUGUCUCGGUUGACUACCGAGGAGAUGAAAGCACUUGUGAUGAAUGUGCUUGAGGGGGCAGUUGACACAUCUACUAUAACAAUGGUGUGGGCUAUGUCCGAGCUCGUUAAAAAUCCUAGAGUUAUGCAAAAGUUGCAAAACGAAAUUCGAAGAUGUGUUGGAAGAAAAUCGAAAGUAGAUGAAUCAGAUAUUACGAAGAUGACAUACUUGAAAAUGGUGGUGAAGGAGACGCUAAGAUUGCACCCACCUGCUGCUUUUCUGAUGGGAAGGGAAUGUGUAAGUCAAUGUCAGAUUGGUGGAUAUGACGUGUUACCUGGUAUGAAAGUGAUGGUGACUGCGUGGGGAUUAGGAAGGGAUCCAAGAAUCUGGAAAGAGAAUGCAGAGGAGUUUUAUCCAGAGCGAUUUGAAAACAUUAAGGCUGAUAUCGGAGGGAAAUAUUUUGAGAUGAUCCCGUUUGGAGGGGGGAGAAGAGCAUGCCCUGGGAAUAACAUGGCUACUUCAACUGUAGAAUUUACAAUUUCAAACUUACUUUACUUCUUCAACUGGGAAACACCGGCCGGAUUGAAGAAGGAAGAUCUGGAUAUGAAAGAGAAUGGCUUCCCGUUUCUUCGUAGGACGACACCUCUUUGCCUUGUCCCCACAAAGCACAACUGGAAAGACUAG